This is a messenger RNA of Ananas comosus (pineapple), 1428 nucleotides long. RefSeq names its product benzyl alcohol O-benzoyltransferase-like. The annotation marks the transcript as partial. The transcript is spliced from 2 exons. Lineage: Eukaryota; Viridiplantae; Streptophyta; Magnoliopsida; Poales; Bromeliaceae. The record is from RefSeq and is a predicted model, not a curated record.
GCUUCUUCUUCUUCUUCUCUAACCUUUGCAGUGCGGCGGAGCGAGCCCGUGCUCGUCCCGCCGGCUGAGCCCACGCCUUACGAGCUCAAGCCGCUCUCCGACAUCGACGACCAAGAGAGCCUCCGCUUCUACCGCUCGGGCAUCUACUUCUUUCGGAGCAGCCCUUCCAAGAUAGGCCAGGACCCGGUUGCGGUCGUAAGGAGCGCGGUCGCGAAGGCCCUCGUGCACUACUACCCUCUCGCGGGCCGGAUUCUCGAAGGACCCGGGCGGAAGCUGGCGGUGGAGUGCACCGGCGAGGGGGUGGUGUUCGUGGGGGCCGAUGCGGAUGUCACCCUUGAGGACUUUGGCGGCGACCUCAGCCCGCCGAUACCAUGCAAUGAGAAGCUUCUUUGCGAGCCCGAGAGCUCCUCCGCCGACAUCAUCGGCCGCCCCCUGCUCUUCAUUCAGGUGACGCGGAUGAAGUGUGGAGGAUUCAUCUUCGCCGUCCAGAUCUGCCACUGCAUGGCGGACGCCGCCGGGCUGGUGCAGCUUCUGAUCGAUAUCGGCGAGCUGGCACGCGGGGCCGACGCCCCCUCGGUGCCGCCGGUGUGGGCCCGGGAGCUCCUCGCCGCCCGGUCCCCGCCGCGCGUCACGCACCAGCACCCGGAGUACGAGGAGGUCGCCGACCCCGCCAGGGACCGCAUCUCCCCCGCCGACGCCCUCGUCCACCGCCGCUUCUUCUUCCGCGACGAGGAGGAGACGGCGUGUCUGCGUCGGCAGGCCCCCGCGGGCCUCCGCGGGACCUGCUCGAGGUUCGAGUUGAUUGCGGCGUUUGUGUGGAAGUGCCGCACCAUCGCCCUGCGUUACGACGCCGAAGACGAAGUCCGAAUACAGUUCGUGGUGAACGCCCGGGGGAAGCGGAGGAUCAGCAAGCAGCCGCAGCUCCCCCGGGGGUUCUACGGGAACGCGUUCGCAUUCGCGGUGGCGUCCUCGACCGCGGGGGAGCUCUGCGAGAGGCCGUUCGGGUACGCGCUUCAGCUGGUCACAGAAGCGAAAGCGAGGGUGCUCGACGUAGGAUACUUGCAGUCGGUGUCGGACCUGAUGGUUCUGAAAGCGCGGCCGAGGUUCGCGGUGGCACGAACGUACCUGGUUUCGGACCUGACGAAGUCGGGCUUGCGGGCGGUGGACUUCGGGUGGGGGGAGGGGGUGUACUGCGGUCCCGCGACCGCGACGCUGGCGACGUUCCACAUACCGGUGGAGGGCGGGAUCGCGGUGCCGGUGCGGCUGCCGCCCCGGGCCAUGGAGAGGUUUUGUAUAGAAUUCCAGAAGUUGGUUCACAGCAGCAGAAGCAGCAGCACCAGCAAUGCCGAGAGCCCAUUGGGCCGGGUUGAUUCUGGGCUGGAUUUGGGCUCGGCGAGUGGACUUGGCCCAAUAUCAUCCAAGCUAUAG